AUGGUGAGCGCCGCGGGCUGCGGGCAGGCCGCGAGUCUUGGGGAAUGCCCCGCCCCCGGCGCGGGCUGGCGGGAGUUCUGCCGCGCACGCGCGCGCCGCGCCGGGACUUGCGCGCGCCGCUACCGCGCGCUGGCGGCCGCGCAGCCGGAGAUGGGCGGCGGCGCCGCCGCCGCCUGCGCGCGCCGCUUCGCGCGGAACUUUCUGGAACACUUCGAGGCCGAGGUGGCGCGCGGGAGGCGCGGCCCCGACAUGUCGCGACACGGGCGCGGGGCGGGGCCGGCGGGGAACGGCGCGGAAAUGGCGGGAAUCGACACGAGAUUGGCGGGAAUCGACCCGAAAUUGGCGGGAAUCGACCCGAAAUUGGGGGGGAUCGACCCAAAAUUGAGGGAAAUUGACCAAAAAUUUGACCCAAAAUUGGCUGGAAAUGACCCAAGAUUGGCGGAAUUUGACCCAAGAUUGGGGAAAAUGGGCCCAAAACUGGCUGAGAAUGACCCAAAAUUGACAGAAAUUGGCUCAAAUUUGAGGGAAAUCGACCCAAAAUUGGCAGAAUUGGACCUGAAAUUGGGGAGAAUUCCCUCAAAAUGGAGGGACUCAAAAUUUGGGGAACUUGAGCUGAAAUUGGCAGAACUGGACCCAAAAUUGGCAGAAAUCGCCUCAAAAUCCGCGGAGUUCGCGCUGAAAGCGGCAGAAAUUUGCCCAAAAUCGGCCGAAUUUGGGGCUAAUUUGGGUCAAAUCGGCAAUUUGAAAUUGCCGAAAGGGUGGCGAAAAUGCCCCGAAAUCCCUGGAAACCGGUACAAAAUUGUGGGAAAUUUGCCCGAAAUCGGCAGAAAUUUCCCCAAAAUCAGCGGGGAUUUGCCCGAAAUGGGAGGAAAUCGCCCCAAAGUCCGCGGAAAUCGGCGCCAAGUGGCCUCAGAAUGUCCCAAAAUCGGCGGAAAUCGCCCCAAAAGCGGCCGACACCGACUCAGCGUGGGCGGAAAUUUCCCCAAAAUCGGGGGAAAUUCACCCAAAAUGGGCGGAAAACGCCCCGAAAUCGCUGGAAAUUCACCCAAAAUGGGCGGAAAUUUCCCCAAAAUCCGGGAAAUUUGCCCAAAAUCUCCCGAAUUCGCCCCAAAUUCCCCCGGAGCCUCCCCGGACUCCCCCGAGUGGCCCCAAAAUUCCCCGAAAUCGCCGGGACUUUGCCCGAAGCCGCCGGGACUUUGCCCGCAGUGCCCGGAGCCGCCGGCGCCGGGGAUUUGCCCGAAACCCGCGGGUUUGGCCCCAAAAGCGAAGGCGCGCCGCCGCUUCUCGCUGCGCAGCGUGGGGCGCAGCGUGCGCGGGAUGCUGCAGUGGCGCUCGGCCGAGCCCCGGAACCCCCGGGAUUCGCCCCAAACUCCGGAGCCGCCCGAGAAGCCCCAAAAUCCCCGGAAUUCGCCCCAAACGCGGCGCGAGCGGCUCCUGCGCAUGCGCGGCGCGCCCCGGCUGGGAGCGUGGGGGCGGGGCCGCGGCGGGGAGGGGGCGGGGCCGGAGAGAGGCCACGCCCACAAGGCCCCGGAGCCGGAGCGGCCGCAGGGGGAGCCCCAAAGCCCCGCCCACACGUCUGACCCCGCCCCCCCCUCGGACCCGGAGCCGCUGCGGGGCGACAACGGACCAGGCCCCCCCGGCGGGGACGGGGGCGGGGCCGCGGGGGCGGGGGCCGGGGCCGGCGAGCUGGGGGCGUGGCCCUGGUUCCACGGGACGCUGUCGCGCAUGCGCGCGGCGCAGCUCGUGCUGCAGGGGGGGCGGGGCGGCCACGGCGUCUUCCUGGUGCGGCAGAGCGAGACGCGGAGGGGCGAGUUCGUGCUCACCUUCAACGUGCAGGGCAAGGCCAAGCACCUCCGUCUGUCGCUGAACGAGUCGCUGCAGUGCCGCGUGCAGCACCUCUGGUUCCAGAGCAUCUUCGACAUGCUCGAGCACUUCCGGGUGCACCCCAUCCCCCUCGAGUCGGGGGGGCCCAGCGACGUCACCCUGCUCAGCUACGUGGUGGCCUCGCACCGGGUUUGGGGUCGCUCCGGGAGCCGCGCGACGCUCGGGGACCCCUCCCCAACCCCCCCGGAGCCCGCCCCUCCCCCACCCCCCGACUGACCCCGCCCCCCGCCCCUCCCCCACCCC
This is a messenger RNA of Camarhynchus parvulus, 2127 nucleotides long. RefSeq lists its product as uncharacterized. Gene Ontology annotation, molecular function: transmembrane receptor protein tyrosine kinase adaptor activity. The record is from RefSeq and is a predicted model, not a curated record. Lineage: Eukaryota; Metazoa; Chordata; Aves; Passeriformes; Thraupidae. Gene Ontology annotation, cellular component: plasma membrane. Gene Ontology annotation, biological process: intracellular signal transduction.